AUGUCCCACUGCUAUCACAUGGUCCAAGGCCCCAUCAACAAGUUGGUGUACGUAGAAACCGACCCUGAGCUGUUCUUGUCCCAUCUCUGCUCCAUUGCUGCUGGACUAGUCCAAUUCGAUUCACAAGGCAUGGCCAUGGUUAAGGUUGCCAAACUGGGUACUUCAGAGGUCCAAGUUCAAUCUGGUUGCCAGUUAGGCACUUCAGAGGAUAUGGAAAGUAUUAAUUCGACCUCUACUAUAAAGGACAGUUCUAACACUUCUUCUCUGCCCACUCUUAGCCCUGUUCUGUUUACCAUUACCAAUCUUCCUAUGGACAAGACCCUGCCUGAAGAUCAGAAGACUGGCAUUAUGAACUUGCUCAACAAGUUUUGCACCAUGUUUGUGGCAAAGGCUCACACUGUUACUAUCCAAGUUGUGUGCUUAAGUAAUCUUUAUCACGAUGAGUCAUCUUCCAGGAGUAUUGUUCUUCUGGAAAGAUCCGGAAAGACCAAUUGA
Phycomyces blakesleeanus NRRL 1555(-) is the source of this 495-nucleotide messenger RNA. RefSeq lists its product as hypothetical. The record is from RefSeq and is a predicted model, not a curated record. Bases 1 to 495 code for a protein of 164 amino acids. The transcript has 2 exons. NCBI's taxonomy places the organism in Eukaryota, Fungi, Mucoromycota, Mucoromycetes, Mucorales, Phycomycetaceae.